AUGACGAAGGUUCACUAUUCCCGGGCACCGGAAAACAGCACCAAGUCGUGCAAGGCUCGUGGAUCCGACCUCCGUGUUCACUUCAAGAACACCCACGAGGCCGCCAUGGCUCUCCGCGGAAUGCCUCUGAGACGCGCCCAGGCCUUCCUCGCUCACGUCAAAGAGCACAAGGAGAUCGUCCCGUUCAGACGUUUCCACGGAGGAAUCGGACGUGCAGCUCAGGCAAAGCAGUGGAACACCACCCAGGGAAGAUGGCCAGUCAAGUCUGCUGACUUCCUCCUCGACCUGUUGAAGUGAGUUUUUGUUUGAAUUCUUUUUAAAUUGAUUUUCUCGUUUUCAGGAACGCUGAGAGCAACGCCGAGUACAAGGGACUCGAUGUUGACCACCUUGUCAUCGAGCACAUCAACGUUCAGCGUGCUGCCAAGCUCCGCAGAAGAACCUAUCGUGCUCACGGAAGAAUCAACCGUAAGUUGUUUUUCUUUGGUUUUUAACCCUCUUCGGUUACGAGUAAUCGUAACUGAUUUAUCACGAAUCGAAUAAAAUUAUUUAUCAUUGUUUUCCAGCGUACAUGUCGUCUCCAUGCCACAUCGAGGUUAUCCUGGCCGAGAAGGAGGACGUCGUCACCAAGCCAACCGAUGAUGCCCCGAAGGUCAAGAAGGAGUCGAAGAGAAAGCAACGCCGCCAAUUGGCCCGCGGAGAAUUCUAA
Messenger RNA from Caenorhabditis sp. 36 PRJEB53466, 706 nucleotides. NCBI's taxonomy places the organism in Eukaryota, Metazoa, Nematoda, Chromadorea, Rhabditida, Rhabditidae. The record is from the annotation of a GenBank genome assembly.